Molecule: messenger RNA, 882 nt
Organism: Geosmithia morbida
Lineage: Eukaryota; Fungi; Ascomycota; Sordariomycetes; Hypocreales; Bionectriaceae
Product: ER membrane protein complex subunit 2
Exons: 4
Biological process (GO): protein folding in endoplasmic reticulum
Cellular component (GO): EMC complex
Molecular function (GO): protein binding
Source: RefSeq, a predicted model, not a curated record
AUGGCUCCCUCCCUCACACAACCCCAGGGCCAGCUCUCGGCCGCUGACGCCCUUCACUUGGCCCAGCAGGCCCCGUCCAUCCUACGCAGCAACCCGAGAGCUAUAUCGUCGUCGCCGCUGUCAUCCCUCUUCUCCGCUAAAGAGAGCCCCGAGCUCUGGGUUAUCUACAAUAACCUGAUGCUGUCAUGCCUGCGCGCCGGUGACGACGAGGCGGCCUCCGAAUGUCUGGAGCGUUUGCUGCUGCGGUUCGGCCCCCACAACGAGCGCAUCAUGGCCCUCAAGGGUCUGGCCAAGGAGGCUACUGCGGAGAAUGAGUCUGAACUGCAAGAGGUCCUGAAGGACUAUGAGGUCAUCUUGCGCGAGAAUGCGGCCAACAUUCCCGUUGCUAAGCGGAAAGUCGCCCUGCUGAAAUCAAUGGGCAGGAUCAACGAUGCGACGACGGCCUUGACGGCCCUCCUCGACUACGCUCCCAUCGACGCGGAGGCGUGGGCAGAAUUGUCAGACUUGUACCUUUCUCAAGGGCUGUACUCGCAGGCCAUCUACGCUCUCGAGGAGGUUCUUGUCCUGGCACCAAAUGCCUGGAAUCUGCACGCAAAGUUGGCCGAAGUCCUGUUUAUGGCAGCCAACACGUCGGGUGACUCACACCAGGGAUACCUAGCCGAGUCUCUCAAGCGUUUCUGUCGAAGCAUAGAGCUGUGCGACGACUACCUACGGGGAUACUAUGGACUGAAAAAGGUGACGGAUCAGAUCCUCGAGGCUUCUGCGGCAGGCAACGGCGGAAAGAACGUUAAGAAACAGACCGAAGAAGGGAGAUUCGAAAUCCCCAACAGGAUAAAGGUCGAGAAACUCAACCAAGCUGCGACGAACAAGCUGGCCGAGAUU